UACAACUACCGAAGGGCCACGCGUCCUAGUUAGUUUCUCGUUUCCGCCUCGUUGAACGUUUGCCGCACCUGAGGGUCCACUAGGCUGGCUAUCAAGAUCAGCCCUGCUCAAGCAGUUCAGUUUCAUUGGUAAUGAAAUGGGGAUCAACCAGUCUGUGGGCUUUCCACCUGUCACAGGACCCCACCAUGUAGGCUGCGGGGAUGUGAUGGAGGGGACGAGUUCCGAGGGGAGCUUCUUUCGACUCUUCUACCCCUGCCAAGAUGCGGUGGAGACCACAGAGCAGCCCUUGUGGAUACCCCGCUAUGAGUAUUACAGUGGCCUGGCUGAUUACUUGCAGUUUAAUAAACGCUGGGGGGCUUUGCUGUUCAACCUGGCUGUGGGAUCUUGUCGUCUGCCUAUUAGUUGGAAUGGCUCCUUUAAGCCAAAGGACUCUGGAUAUCCCUUGAUCAUCUUCUCCCAUGGCCUGGGAGCCUUCAGGACUUUAUAUUCUGCUUUCUGCAUGGAGCUGGCCUCCCGAGGCUUUGUGGUUGCUGUACCAGAGCACAGGGAUGGUUCAGCUGCAGCCACCUGGUUCUUCAAGAAGUCCUCUGAGGAGAAGCCCUCUAAUGAGUCCCUAGAAGAGGAAUGGAUCCCUCACCAGAAACUUGCAGAAGGGGAAAAGGAAUUCCAUGUUCGGAAUUUCCAGGUACAUCAGAGGGUUUCUGAGUGUAUAAAGGUGUUGAAGAUUCUGCAAGAGGCCAAUGAUGGGCACCCCAUCCUCAACAUCUUCCCAGAUGGGUUAAAUCUGAUGACUUUGAAGGGUGGCAUUGACAUGGAUCAUGUGGCUGUAAUGGGACAUUCAUUUGGAGGGGCCACAGCUAUUUUGGCUUUGGCCACGGAGACCCAGUUUCGGUGUGCUGUGGCUCUGGAUGCUUGGAUGUUUCCUCUGGAACGUGACUUUUACCCCAAGGCCCGAGGCCCUGUGUUCUUCAUCAAUGCCGAGAACUUUCAAACAACAGAGAGCAUCAACUUAAUGAAAAAACUGUGUACCCAGCAUGAACAAUCCAGGAUCAUAACUGUUCUUGGUUCUGUUCAUCGAAGUCAAACGGAUUUUGCCUUUGUGAGUAGUAACUGGAUUGGUAAAUUUUUCUCCAAUCAAUCCUCUGGAAGCUUAGACCCCUACAAAGGACAGGACACUAUGGUGAAGGCCAUUUUGGCCUUCCUGCAGAAGCACCUUGGUCUGGAAGAGAACUUUGACCAGUGGAAUAGCCUUAUUGAAGGCAUUGGACCAUCACUUAUCCCAGGGGCCCCACACUGUCUUUCCAGUCUGUAGGCAUCACUGGCCACUUAUGAAAGGUCAUCGAGUUCUAUUUGGGACCUUCCCAUGGACACCCAUAGUCUCCUCUCAGGAAGUGGUCAAAUGACUUUUUUUCACAGAUUGAGAGGUUGUUCUCACACUGCUGAUUGGUUUAUGGACUUUGAUCUUAGACUUGUUUAUUUUAAACACAUGUUGAUAUGUUGCUUGGGACUUGGAUCACUUACUGAUUGCCAAAAUGAUUUGCUGGGUGUCUGAAUUCUGAUAGUGUAAGGGAACAAGCAGGAGGAUGGAACCUGGGGACAAAUCAAUCUCUAAACUGAACUCUGUUACCUCAGACCACUACUCCCUCACUUGAGUUCAAUAUGGCUUCUGCAGUGAAAGAAAAAAGUUGAAAG
This is a messenger RNA of Suncus etruscus (white-toothed pygmy shrew), 1692 nucleotides long. RefSeq names its product platelet activating factor acetylhydrolase 2 (gene PAFAH2). The record is from RefSeq and is a predicted model, not a curated record. Bases 137 to 1312 code for a protein of 391 amino acids. The transcript has 11 exons. Lineage: Eukaryota; Metazoa; Chordata; Mammalia; Eulipotyphla; Soricidae. Gene Ontology annotation, molecular function: 1-alkyl-2-acetylglycerophosphocholine esterase activity.